GGAAAGCAAAACCUUUUGAGAAACACUCCUCUUCUAAGAGAUCGAGAAUACGAACUAUACACAUUAUGGCCACAUCUAAAUCUCUACCUAGCUUCGAUGACCUUCCUCUCCGAAAAGGCGACCCUCCGUACUCGGCAUGGGGUCUUUGGGAGAAUUCGCAGUUGGGAGCGCUAAAUUAUCUGACAAAUGAGAAUGUCCUGCGAGCAGCGAAAGAGGAAUUUCAGACCGGCAUUAGAGUAGGCUUGAAUCUCCCUCUCGACUUCAUCAGCCCCGCUCUGCUAGGCCGCGUCGGGUUUGAGAAGAAGAUGGUUAAUAAGGCCCCCAGAAUUGUGAAUGAUGAUGUUAUAUCAUUCAAUACCCAAGGGAGUGCGCAGUGGGAUAGCUUCCGGCAUUUCGGAUACCAACAGGAAAAGAUGUUCUACAACGGCGUGACGCAAGAAGACAUCCACUGCGCGAACGACACCACCAUCAAUGGCAUCGACGCCUGGGCUGAUCAAGGAAUUGCUGGACGCGGCGUCCUCAUCGAUUAUUAUAGUUGGGCUCAAGAGAAGGGUAUCCAGUACGACCCAACGCAGGUUCACCCAGUUGACCUCAAGAGCGUCAAAGCGAUAUUGCAAGAAAAACAGAUCCAAUUGCGCAAGGGAGAUAUCUUGUUUCUCCGCACAGGCUUCGUACAAGCGUACGGCAAACUCGACUCCUCAGCUAGAGAAGAGUACAAAACAGGGCACAGUUGGCCUGGGCUCGGGCAGUCGGAAGAGACCUUGCGAUGGCUCUGGGAGCAGCAAUUUGCUGCGGUUGCAGGAGAUAAUCCCGCUUUUGAAUGUUUCCCUCCAACGGAUCAAAAAUACUCGUUGCAUCCCGUGCUCUUGUCAGGGUGGGGAACACCUAUUGGCGAGCUGUUUGAUUUAGAGGGCUUGUCGGAGGUAUGUAAGAAGUUAAAGAGGUGGUCAUUUUUCCUUUCAUCGGCUCCGUUGAAUUACAAGGGAGUUGUUGCUUCGCCGCCAAAUAUUAUCGCCUUCUUCUAGAGUGGAUAGGAGAAAGAGCAGAAGGUUUUCAGGUCAGGGUCGCCCUUGAGGUCCAUCUUCGAUAUGUUUAUGCCAAAAAUUC
This is a messenger RNA of Lindgomyces ingoldianus, 1107 nucleotides long. RefSeq lists its product as uncharacterized. The coding region runs from base 66 to 1025 and encodes 319 amino acids. Lineage: Eukaryota; Fungi; Ascomycota; Dothideomycetes; Pleosporales; Lindgomycetaceae. The record is from RefSeq and is a predicted model, not a curated record. The transcript has 5 exons. Gene Ontology annotation, molecular function: arylformamidase activity.